Rosa rugosa (rugosa rose) is the source of this 1126-nucleotide messenger RNA. RefSeq names its product GDSL esterase/lipase At5g45920. NCBI's taxonomy places the organism in Eukaryota, Viridiplantae, Streptophyta, Magnoliopsida, Rosales, Rosaceae. Gene Ontology annotation, molecular function: hydrolase activity, acting on ester bonds. The record is from RefSeq and is a predicted model, not a curated record. The coding region runs from base 153 to 872 and encodes 239 amino acids. The transcript has 5 exons.
GUUGGUGUAAUUUCAUUAAUCAAUUCAAAUGCGACCAGAUCAGAUUCUAUUUAAAUAGCAGACCUGUGUAUAUUUGCAUGCCACGUGAAACUUGAAAGAGAAAGACAGAACCAGCUAUCUUCCGCUGCUUUGAACAAGUAGCAGAGCAAAACAUGAGGCCGAAGAUUUACCUUUUUGGUGAUUCGAUCACGGAGGAGUCGUUCGGCGACGGUGGCUGGGGUGCUUCUCUUGCCCACCAAUUCUCUCGCACGGUUGAUGUGGUGCUGAGAGGUUAUAGCGGGUACAACACUCGGUGGGCUCAGAAGGUUCUGGAGAGGGUUUUUCCGGGGAGUCAAGACGGCGGCGGUGAAGCGCCUUUAGCUGUCACCGUCUUCUUCGGCGCUAAUGACGCUUGCCUUCCCGAUAGAUGCUCUGGUUUUCAGCACGUGCCGGUUGACGAGUACAAGCAAAACCUCCGCUCCAUUGUCUCCUUCCUCAAGAAGCAAUGGCCUACUACUCACAUUAUUCUCAUCACACCUCCUCCAAUUGAUGAAGAUGGACGCCUUCAAUUUCCCUAUAUUGAGAAUCCAUUGAAUCAGCCCGAGAGGACAAAUGAAGCUGCUGGUGCUUUUGCAGAGGCUUGUGUCGCCGUAGCUCGAGAAAGUGGUCUUCCAGUAAUAGAUCUCUGGACCAAAAUGCAGCAGUUUCCUGACUGGCAGAAAGCUCAUCUAAGGGAUGGUUUGCACCUUACUCCGCGGGGAAACAGACUCGUUUUUGAGGAAGUGGUUGCGAAGCUGAGGGAUGAAGGAUUGAGUCUAGAAAGUUUGCCAGUUGAUCUCCCACUUAUAGCUGAUAUUGACCCUAAUGACCCUCUUAAGGCUUUUCAGAAGUGAGAGGAGACUGGAAAACAUGUGUACCAUGGACAAGAACUUCAGCUUAUUUUGGUACUAUACUAGCUUUGAAAACCCUGAAAAACAAACUGAUUAGAGACCAGGUCAUGCUGAUCUGUGGUUUUAUUUUGGCUGAGGUUCUCUUUCAUUCCGCAAACAUAUAUAAAUUUCACUUUCAGUCUUACUUUUGUACAAGUCUGCUCGAUUAUCAUGAACAGAACUGUGUUUGUAUGAUUAAUUAAGGUUAAUUUCCGGUA